UCACUCCAUCGCAAUCGCUGGCAUGAAGAAGCGCACUCCAUCUUGGGGGGUGUGCCUUCUUGGUGCUCUCUUCUUGCUCUCGACCGUGUGCGCAGGGCUACGGCCGAAUCCAGAUGCCAUGACGGCAGCCUCCGAUGACAGAGACAACCGAAGAAAAGCACAAGAUGAUCUGAUAUCGAAGGAAACCGGAGGAGAUGGGAUCCUCAAAGGACUCUACGCGACGGGUUCGAGCUUGCCGGACUGCUCGCACGCAUGCGGGCCGUGCGUCCCGUGCAAAAGGGUGAUGGUGAUCUUCAAGUGCUCUCUCGCCGAGUCCUGCCCCGUCGGCUACCGAUGCACCUGCGACGGCAAAUACUACCAUGUUCCUUCCAACUGAUCGACACACACAGCUCUCCAUGAAUCCCCCAUCUGCGCGGUGUAGCCAAGCUUCUCCGAUGAACCCUGAGACAUUGGCGGAGUAGGAAUUCCUGCUGCAUGUCUCUGCUCUUCCAUGUUGGUGUCUACAUAUGGAGCGUCGUGUAGCCUUCAGUACAAGAUUCAGAUAUGAAGGACCAAAAGUAUACAUGCACUGUACUGCGUAAUCUUCGCCACCGAGAACGGAUCUGUUAGCGUCGAGGCCACUCUGCGUCUGUGCAAGUUGCUGUAUUAUUCUAAACAAGAACAAGAAAUCGAAUGCUUGAAGCGAAGCUGCUGCAGUCAUUGAAUCAUCAGAAACGCUCCAUCGAUUGGUAGGAUCAAUAGCUAUUUCGAUCCGGCUUAAA
This is a messenger RNA of Musa acuminata subsp. malaccensis (wild Malaysian banana), 761 nucleotides long. RefSeq names its product protein EPIDERMAL PATTERNING FACTOR 2-like. Lineage: Eukaryota; Viridiplantae; Streptophyta; Magnoliopsida; Zingiberales; Musaceae. The record is from RefSeq and is a predicted model, not a curated record. Gene Ontology annotation, biological process: stomatal complex development; guard cell differentiation.